AUGUGGGUGCCUGGCGACGCGUCUACCGCCGCACCAGAGUUGCCGCCAAAUGCGAGGCGAUUGCCCAUCACGCCUCAGCUGCAUGCGCUGCUUACGAUCAUUCGCGAUAAGGAUACACCACGCUCCGACUUUAUCUUUUACUCGGACCGUGUGAUUCGUCUGUUGGUGGAAGAAGGUCUGAACCACCUUCCCGUCGUGGAUCACACCGUGAUGACGCCAACCGGUCUGCCGUACAAGGGUGUCUCGUUCCAAGGCCGUAUUUGUGGUGUCUCGAUCUUGCGGGCGGGGGAAGCGAUGGAAGCGGGGCUGCGUGAGUGCUGCCGCAGUGUGCGUAUCGGCAAGAUCUUGAUCCAGCGUGACGAAGAGACGGCGCAGCCCAAGCUGUUCUAUGCAAAGCUGCCAGAAGAUAUCAACGAGCGCUGGGUCCUCCUUCUCGACCCCAUGUUGGCGACAGGGGGCUCGGCGAUUCAGGCAAUUCAAGUGCUCGUCGACCAUGGUGUGAAGGCGGACAAAAUCCUGUUCCUCAAUAUGAUCGCGAGCCCUGAAGGUCUGAAGAACGUAUGGGACGCAUUCCCGGACGUGCAUGUGAUCUCGGCUUGGGUCGAUACCAAGCUCUCGGACCAGCAGUACAUUUUGCCUGGCUUGGGCGAUUACGGCGAUCGCUACUACAGUGGAUAA
Messenger RNA from Malassezia pachydermatis, 678 nucleotides. Its product is annotated as uracil phosphoribosyltransferase. The record is from RefSeq and is a predicted model, not a curated record. Bases 1 to 678 code for a protein of 225 amino acids. Lineage: Eukaryota; Fungi; Basidiomycota; Malasseziomycetes; Malasseziales; Malasseziaceae. The transcript has 3 exons.